This is a messenger RNA of Tribolium madens (black flour beetle), 491 nucleotides long. RefSeq names its product transcription elongation factor 1 homolog. Bases 134 to 382 code for a protein of 82 amino acids. Lineage: Eukaryota; Metazoa; Arthropoda; Insecta; Coleoptera; Tenebrionidae. The transcript is spliced from 2 exons. Gene Ontology annotation, biological process: transcription elongation by RNA polymerase II. Gene Ontology annotation, molecular function: RNA polymerase II complex binding. The record is from RefSeq and is a predicted model, not a curated record. Gene Ontology annotation, cellular component: transcription elongation factor complex.
UUGGUGCUACUGUCAAAAGUCAACUGUCAAAUGUGGUCAAAAAACUGUUUAUUUUGGUCCGGUCCUUUUUUGUAAACUUUGGGGCCUAAUUGUGUUGAAAAAACAUUUUUUACAAGAAUUUUAGUGUGUUCUAAUGGGUCGAAGAAAAUCUAAACGAAAACCGGCACCGAAACGAAAAGCUGUGGAACCUCUAGACCAGCAAUUCAACUGCCCUUUUUGCAACCACGAAAAGUCGUGUGAUGUUAAAAUGGAUAAGGGUCGAAAUACGGCAAGAAUAACGUGCCGAGUGUGUCUUGAAGACUUUCAAACAACUAUCAAUUUUUUAUCAGAACCUGUGGAUGUAUAUAACGAUUGGAUAGAUGCAUGUGAAUCUGCUAAUUAAGGUUUUUAUUUAAAUGUUUUAUUAUGUAGAAAGUAGCACCUUUUUAUUCAUAUAUGAGUUUGAAAAAUGUAUUGAAUGAUUUUAAAAAGUAAACAAGUCAUAUUUAAAA